AUGGAAGUCGCCGACCCUUCUCGUGCACCCCCUGAAUAUAAGGAUGUCGCCUGGAUUGCCGACACCUGCAAGUUACUGAUGGGUAUUGGCUGGACAACCAAUUACGUCGGUAUGAUCUACAAGUCGCUGAAGGAUGAGACAUACGCCAUGGCGCUCAUGGCGCUAUGCUGCAACUUCGCUUGGGAGCUGACUUAUGCUCUGAUCUAUCCGUUUGGCAGCGAUCUGGAGAUAGAAUGGGGGCAUUCGCCAUUGGUGCUGCGCAACCUCCCCUUGAUCUUUAUCAUUUGUGUCUCUGGCUUCAUGUCUGGACAUGUCGCGCUAGCUGCACAGGUCGGGCCCUCCCUAGCACAGGCCUGGAGUGCAUAUGGUUGCCAGCUGCUUUUGAGUGUUGGGGGGUUGUGCCAACUGCUGUGUCGAGGGCACUCGAGAGGAGCAUCAUAUUUCCUGUGGUUUUCUCGGUUUUUCGGAUCGCUGGUUCUUGUCCCCCAGGAUAUUUUGCGGUACAAAUACUGGCGAGCAGACCAUGAGUACAUGGGCUCUCCCCUCUACAUUUGGUUCGUCUGCAUUUUUCUCCUAUUGGAUGGCUCCUAUGGCAUCUGCUUGUGCUGUACUGGUUCUGUGGUGUGA
Molecule: messenger RNA, 627 nt
Organism: Fusarium pseudograminearum CS3096
Lineage: Eukaryota; Fungi; Ascomycota; Sordariomycetes; Hypocreales; Nectriaceae
Exons: 4
Coding region: 1-627 (208 amino acids)
Molecular function (GO): lyase activity
Source: RefSeq, a predicted model, not a curated record